AUGGAUGUGUUUGGUGGAGCGCCACGGUUUCUGGCCUACCCUCGUCCUGUGGUUGUACAGAGUGGCACAGAUGCAGUUAUGAAAUGCCAGAUCAGUGGGGAUCCCAGACCGGCAGUUAUAUGGGAGAGAAACAAUGAGAAGAUCCAUCAAGAGGGCAGGUACCGGGUGUUUGAGGAUGGCAACGUCUACAACCUUAUCAUAACUUCAGUCACAAUGGAAGACAGUGGGCAAUACAUCUGCAAGGCCAAGAACUGCAUUGGAGAGACUUACGCAGCAGCAACCUUGAAAGUAGAAGGCGAAGCACAAGAGAUGGAAUUGAGAGAGGAAAACAAGCCACGCUUCCUCAUCAAACCCCUCUCAACCAGGGUUGGACGAGGAGAGGAUGCCAUGUUCUCCUGUAAACUUUGGGGCAACCCUCGACCAGAGGUGAUGUGGGAGAAGGACGGCAAGAAGUUGAACGAGAUCUUUGAGAGCACACAUUUCAGUGUUAGCUAUCAGGAUGGAGGGUGGUUCCAGCUAAAGAUUUUCAAGACACGAGCACCAGAUGGAGGAGUGUACAUGUGUAAGGCCCGGAACGAGUUUGGAGAGAGUCUGGCAGGGGCUGUGCUGUUGGUGGAUGCCGGACCGGGUCACGAAGAUGAAGGGAAUCGUAACGGUUACACAAAUGGCCACCGGAAGGCUCAUCAAGGAAAACAGAGAAGUGGGAGGCAAGUUGCAACAAGGUUGAAAGAUGACCCACUGCCAAACUCAGCCAAAGUGAAAAUGUUUGCAGUGACAGAGGGGAAACAUGCAAAAUUUCGUUGCUACGUAACAGGGAAGCCCAAACCAGAAAUAUUAUGGCGGAAAGAUGGUAGGCUAAUCUUGUCUGGGAGACGGUAUCUGCUGUAUGAAGACAGAGAGGGAUACUUCACACUUAAAGUUCUCUACUGCAAACAACAGGACAAUGGAGUUUAUGUCUGUUCUGCUUCUAACACUGCAGGGCAAACCCUAAGUGCUGUACACCUUAUUGUCAAAGAACCACCUGUGCGGUUUAAGCAACCACUGAAUGACCUACAAGUCUGGGAGAGAGACUUGGCCAUUCUUGAGUGUGAAGUUCCUGAAGACUCUGUUCCAAUCACAUGGUACUUAGAAGACAGACGGCUACAGCCAGGAGCCAAAUACGGAAUGGAAGAGUGGGGGACAAAGCGUCGACUCACAAUUCGUGAUAUUGGAGUUGAUGAUGAUGGGAUAUAUCUCUGCGAGAUGGCUGAUGGGGGCAGAAGCAUUGCUGAGGUAGCCGUUAAAGGCACCAUUGUAAGAAAGAUGCCAAGAAAAGUUGAUGUCCUGGAGGGGGAAAAUGCAGCAUUCUGCGUGGAGGUGGAGGAAGAGGAAAUGGACAUUCACUGGUACAAAGAUGGAACGGAGCUAAGGGAGACCCAUCAGACAAUACUCAAAUCUUUUGGAAGGACACACAUUUUGGUCUUUGUCAACACGACACCACAAGACUCUGGUCUGGUCACUUUCUAUGUGGGUAGAUCAAAGACAUCCUCUCAGUUACGAGUGAAAGGGGCAAGGCAUUGUCCACCAAGCUGUCCUAUUGGAGUACAGAUUAACACAGAACGAGCGAAUGCAGCUCUCCUUUCCUGGUUUCCAGCACAAGACUCCCGAAAGAAUACAUCAUCUGGAUAUAUAAUUGAGAGACAAGAGGUCAGCUCACAGGAGUGGCUGCAAUGUUUGACUACUGACUCUGCAACCUCAGUGGAAAUUCUCGGCGACAGUGUUCCAUGUGAGGCAGACUACAGAUUUCGGAUAUGCAGCGUCAACAAAUAUGGAAGGAGUGGAAAUGUAGAGUUUCCUCGAGCAGUUCACCUUGUUCCAGUAGCCAGAAUUCAAGCACCUCUACAAGAUGCUUUAGUGCCAGAGGGCCAAGAUGCCUGCUUUUCCAUAGAGCUCUCUGCCUCAGUUAUAGGCACUUGGUUUCUUAAUGGAAACCAGCUUCAAGAUGAUGAACGUUUCUCCAUAAGGCGUUCACGUACACACCAGUCCCUACGCAUUCGUGGAGUACGAGAUACAGACAAUGGAGCAGAGAUUACCUUCAUUGCCUAUGGAAUACGAGAUUCUGCUGCUCUGUAUAUACAAGCUCCACUGGUAAAAUUCACUCCACUUUCUGAAAUGGAUCGAAACAAAUUUGUGGAAGUUGGCAACCCUAUAGUGCUCUACUGUGAGCUGUCAGACCCUGAGGCCCCAGUCCGUUGGUAUAAAAAUGGUGUUGAACUGCAUUCAAUGGAAGGUCUGCACAUUCAAUCGGAAGGAACAAUGAGGAGGAUUGUCAUCCAAUCAGCGGAUUUCUCCCACUCAGGAGUUUAUAGCUGUGAUGCGAUUGAUGAUGUCAUCAGGUUUAAUGUGGAGGUUGAGGCACCUCCUGUAACAUUUGCCUAUAUCCCAGAGGAUGAUCUGCACAGAAAUAUUGUGGAACAAGACAAUCUUCUCCUUUGUUGUGAGAUAUCCAGGUCAGAUGCAACUGCACAAUGGUAUAAGGAUGGAGUAGAAAUAAAGUCUGGUGACAAUGUCCUUAUAGAAGCAGAAAACACCAUACGAAGGCUAAUCAUCCUGUCAGCUCAGCUCUCAGAUUCUGGGACAUAUACCUGUCGUGCUGGAGAUAAUGCCUUAAUAUUUAAAGUUAAUGUAAGAGAACCUCCAGUAAUGAUUGUAUAUCCCAAGGAGGAUGUCCACCUUGAUCGUCAUGUUCCUGAAGAAAUUGUCCUUAGCUGUGAACUUUCACGGCCAAAUGGAAAGGUAACGUGGUACAAGGAUGGACAGAAACUUCAGGAGAGUGAAAACAUAAAGCUAAAGAUGGAGGGUCCGUAUAGACGGCUAAAAAUUCUGCACAGUGGUGUUGAGGACUCUGGAGAAUAUGUCUGUGACACAGCUGAUGAUUCAAUAUUCUUCAAUCUUAACAUAAAAGAACCGCCGGUGCGCAUAGUUUCUCCAAGCCAGUCCCAAAUGGAACUUUGUCAGCAGACAUCAGAGAGGAUGGUGUUGAGCUGUGAAAUCUCCAGACCAAAUGCCAAUGUGCGUUGGUAUCGAGAUGGACUUGAAGUGGAGGAAAAUGAUAGCCUAAUCCUUGAGGUUGAUGGUGUCUACAGGAGACUUAUUAUCCCAAAACCUACGGUUAAAGACUCUGCAGAAUAUGUUUGUGACACCGCUGAUGACUCGGUGACCUUCUUCGUAAAUAUUGCAGAGCCACCAGUUAGAUUUAUUCGGCCCAGGAAAAUGGCCUAUGGAGUAGAGAAACUAGUUGGAGACAUUGUGGUGCUUGAGUGUGAAGUGUGCCGAUCAAACGCUGAAGUUAGCUGGCAGAAGGAUGGAGAAGAGAUUGAGGAAAACAGCAACAUAUCUAUCACAGAGGAUGGCACAAGUCGACAGUUAACUAUUCAUUCAGCAGCUUUGGAGAAUGCAGGGCAAUACGUUUGUGAUGCCAGAGACGAUGUAAUGGAUUUCCUAGUGAAAAUCAAAGAUCCACCUCUAAGAAUUCUACGAAAGGCUGACUUAGAGACAAAACGGCAUUUUGUAGUAUCUGAUGCCAUUGUGUUAAAGUGUGAGAUCUCAAGAGCAAAUGGGGUGGUCAGCUGGCUUAAAGACAAUGAGAAGAUUGAGGGAAAGGAGCAUUUCAUCUGUGAAGAGGGCGGCACAUUCAGAUCUCUGAUUGUCCUGAGUGCUGAGAUGAAGGAUUCAGGGGAGUACAUUUGUGAUGCACAGGAUGAUAAGGUUGUCUUCAGUGUUACUGUAGAAGAGGCACCAGUGUCCAUUGUUGGGAAUUCAGAGAUGCCAGAACAACACACUUUAAUAGCAGGAGAUGACCUUAUCCUGGAGUGUGAGGUAUCUCAAGCAAAUGCUGUAGUUCAGUGGUACUACAAUGGAAGUGUUCUACAGGAGGAUGCACGCACAAGCAUUGAAAGCAGAGACACAGUGAGGAAGCUUGUGAUAUCAAGACUUCAAGCAUCUGACUCUGGAGAAUAUAUCUGUGAUGCUAUUGAUGACAAAAUGACAACUAUGGUAACAGUUCAAGUUCCUCGCAUUGUGGAGUUUGUUGCGGAGCUACACAACAUAACUGUCAUGGAAGGUGAAGAUGCCACAUUUAAGUGUGUGGUGUCUCCAGAGGAUGCAAAGUUGGCCUGGUUUAGGAAUGGCCAGCCAAUUUCAUCAAAUGAGAAGUUCAACAUCUCAAGUAAUGGAUUAUGCCAUGUGCUGCAUAUCAACAACUGCCAAGUCUCAGACAGCUGCAAGUUCACAGCCGAAGCUGAAGGUGUGCUUUCCAAAGCCAUACUUCAGGUCCAAGAGGCACAGGUGCUUUUUAAAAAGAGCAUGGAGCCGGUAAUGGCAGAAGAGUUUGGAGAGGCAACACUCGAGGUGGAAGUCAGUCUUGAAACUGGGGAGGUGCAGUGGAUGAGACAAGGAGUGGUUAUACAUCCAGGGCCCAAGUACACCUUGAAGCAGAACGGCAAAAAACACUCUCUCACAGUCCACCAGCUUGCCCUUUCCGACCGAGGCACCUACAGCUGUGAAACGCUCCACGACCGCACACAAGCCAAGCUUUGUGUGGAACCACGAAAAAUCAAGAUCCGGAAAGGUGUAUCUGAGAUCCAGACUUAUGAGCGAGAGACAGCUUCUUUUGAGGUGGAGCUGUCACACAGCAAUGUGGAAGCAUUGUGGCAAAAGGAUGGGCACUCUCUCAAAAACAACAACCACUUGCGUAUGACUGCAAAUGGACGGGUACACAGCCUUACCAUCUCCAACCUGACCUUAGAUGACACCGGCACCUACAUGUUUUCUGUUGAAAAUGUCAAAUCAUCCGCAAGAUUGAUUGUUAAAGAAAUACCAGUAUCAGUCCUGAAAAAGCUUGAGGAUGUCACCCAACCAGAGGGCUCUGGGGUAACACUUGAAUGUGAGCUGUCUCGACACAAUGUAGACAUAAAGUGGACAAAGAAUGGAGUUCAACUUAAGCCAGGAACAAAUCAACGUAUAUACUCUAUAGGAAGGAAGUGCUUUCUACAGAUCCUCAAGUGUGAGCUGGGAGAUUCUGGCUUGUAUGUGUGUGAUGCUGGGGAUGCCAAAACAUCCUGUUCAGUGGAGAUCUAUGAGAGGGAGCUUGAGAUUUUGCAAGGUUUGGAGGAUUUGGAUAUUCAAGAAGAUCAAAAUGCAGUGUUCAUGUGUGAAGUGUCCCUGGAUGAUGUUCCCGCAGAGUGGUUUAAGAAUGGCGAGAAGAUAAAACCAACCAGCAACAUUAAGAUCCGUCAGGAAGGGUCUAAGCACUUCCUUCUUAUAUGCAAUGUUAAAGGAGAGGACUCUGGAAAGAUCAAGUUUGUUGCCAAGAAUGCUGAGUCUACAGCUUACCUUGAGGUUGAAGCACUCCCAGCGAACAUUGCAAAGCCACUUCAGGAUAAAACAGCUCUGGAGAAAACCCGCGUUGUACUGGACUGCGCAGUGACUAGUCCCCGUUGCAGUAUCCGCUGGUAUAAAGGCCCUAAUGUUAUCCUGCCCUCAGAACGCUUUGAGAUCUGCAGUGAGGGGUGUUAUCGAAAACUUGUCAUUCAGCAGGUGAUGUUAGAUGACGAGGGCACCUAUAGUGUUCAAGUUGGAAACUACACAUCUUCAGCAAGACUUACUGUAGAAGCUCAGUCAAUCCUGAUUGUGAGAGAGCUGCAGGAUGUGGAUGUUACAGCUCCUGGGGAUGCAUGCUUUGCAUGUGAAGUCUCUUUACCUGUGGCCAAGGCUCCAACCUGGACCCUGAAUGGCGAGACACUGCAUCCUGGUCCUAAAGUCAAUAUAGAGAAAAUGGGAACCAUUCAUAGGCUUACUCUUAAAGAGACAUCUGAGGACAUGAGUGGCACUGUGUGCUUUAUCUCAGGAAAAGCCAAAAGCACUGCACAUCUGUGUGUUAGAAGUAACCAUUGAGAAACACAAGUUCAUACAAUGUUCAAUGCUGACCUACGCCACAAUUUCUAUACAAGACAGAUCAAAUGAAAUUAUGACACCAUCAAGUCUCUUUUUCUUGCAGUGUGUCUGAAUAUGCUGGUCUGGGGUUUUCUUUUUCUUUUGGAACUAUCAAAAGUAAACUAAUUCCCAUUCUACAAGUUUACCAUCCAAUAUAGAAACAUUUCUUCAAUUCUUAUGCAGUCUAAAUCUUUAAUCAGACAUAUUGGGAUUUGUAAAUUACAUGAAAUUUACAGCACCAACCCUGACACCUAGACAUGUAAUUCAUCCAUGUUGUUAUUUACAUUUCUUGCACAGUAGUUUGGUAUUUAAAUUUGAAAUUUGUGUACUAUAUCCUUGUAUAGAUAUCCUGUUUUUUAAUUAUUGUUUUGUGGGAUGCAGAUUAAAGUGAGUAGGUUAAGGCAUGUGAUAAAAUGUGCAGGGCCAAAGAUGAUCAAAAGAAGGUUUGGGACAGAAAGUAGUUUCAGCAUAUGUAACUUACAGUAUACAUCGAAGUCAUGAAUAAUGUAGGGAAAAUGUGUCAUUUACAAAUAAAUAGAAAUGCUUUUGGGAGAAAUGUAUUAGUUGUUUG
This is a messenger RNA of Myxocyprinus asiaticus (Chinese sucker), 6544 nucleotides long. RefSeq names its product obscurin-like protein 1. Lineage: Eukaryota; Metazoa; Chordata; Actinopteri; Cypriniformes; Catostomidae. The transcript is spliced from 22 exons. Bases 1 to 5934 code for a protein of 1977 amino acids. Gene Ontology annotation, molecular function: protein binding. The record is from RefSeq and is a predicted model, not a curated record.